AGCCUUAUCUAACGGAAGUGGUGCCUAAGGCUUUACUCCACGCUGGGUUCCCUACCUGGCGGGUGGCAUGGCUGAACCGGCAAGUGGUUUUGUGACUCCCACCGGGUGGUUUCCAGCUCCAGAGCUGACUCCCACGUUGGGGCCUCUGAGCGACCAAGCCUCGGCCUCGGAAAACUGGAUGUACUGGGCGAUGCUGCCGCCUCCCCCACCCCCUUCCUCGCUUCCCGCAGCAGAAUCCAAGCCUUCCUCGGAGGCGCAGCCCCCGGCGGAGGCCCAGGCUCUUCCUGAGGCGCCUCCCCCUUUCGACGCUCAGAUUCUUCCUGGGGCGCAGCCCCCCUUCCACGCCCAGUCCGCCCUUGAGUCUCAGCCUCAAUUCGAUGGCCAGCCCUACUGGAAUUACCAGGCUUCGACUUCAUGGUACUGGACGCAGUCUCCUGGUAUUUUUCCUCAGUAUCAGAACUCCCACAACACUCCAGUUAAACCUUCUUAUUUUCCACGAAAACACGAUGCAAAAGUCAAUGACUCCAACUUCUCUCCCAGGAGAAAACAGAAAAAAAGGAAAAGGAAGGAACCAGUUUUUCACUAUUUUUGUGAUACCUGUGAUCGUGGUUUUAAAAAUCAAGAAAAGUAUGAUAAACAUAUGUCUGAACAUACAAAAUGCCCUGAAGUAGAUUGCUCUUUUAGUGCACAUGAGAAGAUUGUUCAGUUCCACUGGAGAAAUAUGCAUGCUCCUGGUGUGAAGAAAAUCAAAUUAGACACUCCAGAGGAGAUUGCACGAUGGAGGGAAGAAAGAAGGAAAAACUACCCAACUCUGGCUAAUAUCGAAAGGAAGAAAAAGUUAAAACUUGAAAAGGAAAAGAGUGGAGCAGUGUUGACAACAACGCAAUAUGGCAAGAUGAAGGGUAUGGCCAGACAUUCACAGAUGGCAAAGAUCAGAAGUCCUGGCAAACAUCACAGAUGGAAAAAUGGCCAUCCUGACCAGAGAGCAGCCACUGGGUCAGGCAAUCACUUGUGUGAUUCAAAGCCCGAAGGUCCACCUGAGGCAAAUUCAGACCCUCUCGGUGUUUUGGUAAACAGUGAUUCUGAGUCUGAUAAAGAGGAGAAACCACAAAGUACUGUCAUACCCAAGGAAGUGACACCAGCCCUGUGCUCCCUCAUGAGCAGCUAUGGCAGCCUCUCGGGGUCAGAGAGUGAGCCAGAAGAAGCUCCCAUCAAGACUGAAGCAGACGUUCUGGCAGAAGACCAGGUUCUUCAUAGCAAUACUCCCGAGAAACCAAGUCAAGAUGUUAAAGCAACUGUUAGAAAUUUCUCAGAAGCCAAAUAUGAGCGCCAAAAGAAAAAUUUUAAAAAGACAGAUCCUAAGAAGAAAAAAAAUCAUCACAACUAUCAAACAUUAUUUGAACCAAGAACACACCAUCCAUAUCUCCUGGAGAUGCUUUUAGCUCCGGACAUUCGACAUGAAAGAAAUGUAAUUUUGCAGUGUGUUCGGUAUAUCAUCAAAAAAGACUUUUUUGGACUUAAUACUACUUCUGCGAAAACUAAAGAUGAAUAGGUGUCUGACGUUUUAGCACAGAUAACUGAAGCAUGUAAAAUAGUAACCUCCUCAACUCUGUGGAGGAGAACUUUUUUUUUUAAACUGGAUUAGUAAUGAAAUUGUAAGCCUCAUGGUAAUUAUGUCAGAUUUUCAAGUCUUUGCUUUGACUCUAUACAAAUAAAUAUAUAACUGAUUUUUAAGAC
This is a messenger RNA of Sus scrofa (pig), 1737 nucleotides long. RefSeq names its product nuclear FMR1 interacting protein 1 (gene NUFIP1). Gene Ontology annotation, biological process: box C/D snoRNP assembly. The record is from RefSeq and is a predicted model, not a curated record. Gene Ontology annotation, cellular component: nucleus. NCBI's taxonomy places the organism in Eukaryota, Metazoa, Chordata, Mammalia, Artiodactyla, Suidae. Gene Ontology annotation, molecular function: RNA binding.